Messenger RNA from Paramuricea clavata, 14918 nucleotides. The record is from the annotation of a GenBank genome assembly. Lineage: Eukaryota; Metazoa; Cnidaria; Anthozoa; Malacalcyonacea; Plexauridae.
AUGCCUGAGAACCAACCAAUAACAAAGAGGAGUAUUUUGAGUCGGUUAGGAAGAGUCUACGAUCCUUUGGGAAUGGUAUCGCCUACCAUGGCUGAGGGUAAGCACAUAUUUCGAGAUGCCUGUGAAGAAAGAAAAGGUUGGAGCGCUGAAGUGUCAGAAUCCUUGAAAAGAAAGUGGAUCAAGUGGAUCAAGUGGAACAAUCAAAUGAAAAAUGUUAAAGUUCCUAGAGCUAUAACUAAGAAAUCGGACGUGAUUGAAGGCAUUCAACUCCAUUUGUUUGCAGAUGCUAGUAACCUUGCUUGCUGUGCAGCAACAGUCGCAGUGGUAGAGCACAAAUCAGGAACUGUGAAAGGUCUGUUAACGUCCAAAUCUCGAAUUUCCAAAAGGAACACCACAAUACCGAGGUUGGAACUUGUGAGUGGUCAAAUGGCGGCGAACAUGGCAAGGAAUUUAUACCAUGCGCUACUGCGAUUGCCUGUUAAGUCUAUCAUCAUCUGGAUGGACAGUAUGGUCGCGCUUUACUGGUUAAGUAACCCUGGAAAGCCUUGGAAGACUUUCGUCGCUAAUAGAGUUAAGAAGAUAGCAGAAAUUACCAACGAGAUUGGUUUGGUGUGGAAGUAUUGCCCAUCAAGUGAGAACUUGGCGGAUCUAGGCAGCAGGGGAGCUACAAUUGAGAAAAUGGUAAAAGACGGAUGGUUCACUGGUCCUGAGUGGUUGUUUCAUGUAGAACAGUGGCCCAAACAACCCCAGCUUAAGGUUACUACACACGUAAGCGAAGAGAGCAAACCCAGCAUGGUGGAGGUCUUUUUUACCAAAGAACGAGAGCCUGAUGAAUGGGAUGCGCUGCUGGAAAGAAGUUCGUAUUGGCGCACAUUAAGAGUUACAGCGUGGGCACUGAGAUUCCUGCACAACUGUUUGGCGAAACGGCGUAAAGAUAAAAGAAAAUCUGGGCCCAUCGGAAAUGAAGAAAUUGUGAAAGCAAAGAAUACAUGGGUGAUAAUGAUUCAGAAAAAUAUUAACCCAACUCUACAAGCACCUGGCUGGAAAAUCUUCGAAGAUAAGAACACAAACAUUCUCAAAUGCAGGGGAAGAGUUCGGGGAUAUACUCCAACAUUUAUCAAAAGAGGAUUGUUUGCAGAGAAGCUUAUCACACAUACACACAAUCAAAUUAUGCACUUAGGCAUUGCAAAUACAAUGGCCGCCUUGCGAGAAAACUGGUGGAUCCCUCAACUAAGAUCGAAGGUAAAGAAGGUGAUAAAAAAUUGCAACGUUUGCAAACUGUACUCCACGAAACCAUACGGAGCGACAGCGACAAGUAACAUGCCUAAAUUUAGAACUGAGACCAGCAAGCCAUUUGAGAUCACUGGCAUGGAUUUUGCCGGACCGUUAAGGUACAAGGUCAACAAAAAGGAAGAAGGAAAGUCUUACGUUCUAAUCUUUACUUGCGCUGCAUGUAGAGCCAUUUGGAACUAACUAAACUCAAGAAGCUGGUGAAUUUCAGCGAAAACUUAACACAUUUAUUGCACGUAGAGGAAGACCUCGCUUGAUGAUUUCCGAUAAUGCUGCUACUUUCAAAGCGACUGCAAAGUGGACUAAGCUAAUUCGAAAAAGUGAGAAGCUUCAGGAUUUCCUCGCAACCCAAGAUAUCUAUUGGAGAUUUAAUCUGGCAAAGUCCCCAUGGUGGGGAGGCAUCUACGAGAGGCUGAUUCGUGAAAUCAAGAAAACCUUAUAAAAACCUUGGGAAAAUCACACUUAUUCUUUGAAGGUUUGGAAUCGGUCGUAUUGAACAUCGAAAGCAACAUGAACAACCAUCCGUUAACUUAUGUAGAAUGUGAUGGUGGGGAGAAACAAGUCCUGACGCCAAACAUACUCAUUCGGGGAGAAAACUCUUACAUGUUAGACGAUGUUGAAGAUGAAGAAGACGAGCUAACCAAGAUGCAAAGAAGACUUAGAAAAGCAAAAGAUGAUGCAUGGAAACGAUGGAAGCGGGAAUAUGUGCAUAGUUUACUGGAGAGCCAACGAGUCAAUUUCAAGGUUGUCGAAGCACCACACAUUGGAGACGUUGUCCUGGUAGUGGGAGAAGAGAAGAACAGGGGAGAAUGGAAAAAAGGGAAAGUGCUUCGACAAGUUCGUGGAAAAGACGGUGUAGUCAGAGGAGUUGUGCUGUUGCACAAAGGGCGUACUAUUGAACGACCACUACAGUUGAUCUGUCCGCUUGAGAUUCAUUGCACACCAAACGAACGACACAAAGAAGUUGAAGAAAAGGAAUCGGAGAAAGAAAAGAGACCUCAGAGACAAGCCGCAAAGAAAGCAAUCAAGAAAAUAAAUGAACUAACGCAGUUGGAAGAGGACUGAACAUUUAAUAUAUACGUUGAUAUUCGGUUUUGAAGCUAUAAAAAUUAAACUUUAAUUCUUAGGCGAGUGUGUACGGAAUAAUGGACCCCCCCCCCAUUUUGGAACCCCGUUAUUGGAGAACUAAUCUCUGUGUGGUAAUUCCAGCCAUGUAAUCUAUUGUGUGUAAUAGUUUGUGUUAAAUGGCAAAAUCUGUAAAAUAAAAAUAAAAUAAAAUAUAAGUGACGUAAGCAUGAUUGACGUUUGCAUACGAGACAAAACAAAACACGUGAUUUGUGAGCGUGAGAAUUCUAUAUUUUUAUACAAAUAAAUGUAAUUUGUCUUUGUGAUUUCUGUGGUUGUAUACCUGUUAACAAUUUAACAAGAGAAGUUCGGUAUAACCCUAACCCAUAAGAGAGCUCGACAACUGGCCUCUGUCGGUUAGAGUGCUGCACUGGAAUCGCAGGUCUAAUUCCGGCCAGGGACCUACAGUUGCUUUUUUUCACAGCUGUUCCUUGUUUUGGAAUAAUAAGUGUCUAUAAAUUUCCACUCGACAAUUUCCAUGUCCAAGACCCAACUAUUAUAAUGAGUGGGAUGCCAACAGAAUCUCUUAGAAUAAUAUAUAGGCCUAGUGUCCUAAACAACUGAGCUACAGUACAGAGUCCAAAUGUCGAGCUCUAACCACAAGUAUAUAUACUGGUUACUGCCUUGUCAAGGUAUCAGUAAAUAUUAAUAUGUUUUAAAGGUUAUAGGUUUCAAUUUUGGUAUUUAGCGAUACUAACACAGCAGUACCCAAGUAUACAAACAUGGAUUCCAGCUUGACAACUGGACUCUGUAGCUCAGUUUUGUUGGUUAGAAUGCUGCAAUUGCACCAGGAUUGCAGGGCUGCAGGGGCGAUUCCAGCAGAGGACACAAUAAUAUUCAAAGUGUGUGAGCAACUAGCAGUCGGGAUGUACCUUUCAUAUACCAUGCUACUUUCGGGGAGUUUAUUAAUUUUGUCUACCACAGUACUUAUUGAACUUGAAGCUCACAAUUGGGUUGGCUUUAAAUAGUAUACAGUUUAUAGUUUAAUAAUUAAAAAUAGAUAUGCUAUAAGUGAUAUAAAACAAACUAUUAUCUAGUCUACUGGGUUAGCGUAUUUGCAAAAUUGUAAAGCACCUUAACACUUCUAAGUGUUAAGGUGCUUUACAAUUUUGCAAAUAUGCUAACCCAUUAGACUAGAUAAUAGUUUGUUUUAUAUCACUUACUGCAUAUCUAUUUUUAAUUAUUAAACUAUAAACUGUAUACUAUUUAAAGCCAACCCAAUUGUGAGCUUCAAGUUCAAUAAGUACUGUGGUAGACAAAAAUUGUGCGCGAAUAUAAAUUUAUCAUCAUGACAAGAAUAAACCUGUGUAUAGUACGAUCAAGAUGGGCUCAGUUCAUAAUAUAAGAUAUAUAUUGAAUAAAAGACCACGAUAAAUCAGAAACUCGAUUACAAAAAAUACAAGAGAUAUGUAAAACCUUUCUUACUUUGGAAUCUAAUCGCUUAAGCUCCUGAGCUGUAUAUAUUGCAUUUUUGUUCUCCUCUUCAACUGCCAACAGCCUAACUGUGUCUUUCGCAUAUACUUUCCAACAUCGAAUAUUUUAUUGCGUAUAUGCCUUUGUAAAAGGUAUAAUAUUAUCUUUUCUAGCACAUUUUGUCAAAAACAAAAAACAUACGAUUUUUAAUAGGUAUCUUAACUUGUACUGGAUUCAAAAAUAAAAUGAAAAUAACACUGUAGAAGGAAUCCUAUACAAGCCGAAGUUGUUGCAUUUUGACAACAUGAUGCGAAAGUCUCCAUUUCCCUCAAAUGCCCCGAACAACAAGCGCUCCUUUGGCAAAACAUUCCGCAUAACCAUGGUAAUCUUGAUAUCAUUUUGAUCCCCGAGACACGCUCUGUUUCCCUGUUUACCUUAAAAAACCCUCAAGGAAAACGCGCACAAGCACGCGCUCGUGGAAUUUGAGGAAUUUUUCAAUUAUCAACUUUGCUACCAAGCUCCCAAAAUUGUCGCGCGGCAACGAAAAAAAUGGACACAUUUUAAUGUGCAAUUUCGCAUGCAAAAAUGCCAGGCGUGUCAAGAAGUAUCUCUGUAACACCCAACUUAUUACGACCGUCACAACAUGUGUGUGCUCAUUAGCAAUUCAAAGAUGAAAAGAUUCGCAGUUCCAAUGCUGCAACAAAUGUGCAUUAAUUUUGAUAUUGACAUUAACAACAUCAAGGCAAACUUAAAGCAGCCUUACAUAGACAAACUGACUGUCUUUGUUGGACAAUGCUCCUGUGCAAUGUGAGCUGGCAUAGCAAGACUUACGACAAUAUCUAGGACAGUCAAGUCUAGGUCAAUUAACUCAUUGAUAUCACUGACAUAUCCGGAAAGUUUUGCACCGUAAAAAUAUUGGUUUCCAUGAUACAAAACUUUAAAUGAAAUUUAAGUUUUAAAAUGCUGGAAGGCACCUAGUUCUUUAAAUAAUGUUGUUGUUUCUAGUGUAAUUAAUAUUAUUACGAUUGAUUGAUUAAUGAUUGAAUUAAGGCAAUUACCGCAAAUAGUAAAAUAUAUCCAAUCGUGACAAAUUACAUUCAAUAGAAAGCUUGAAGAUUCUGUUUUAAAACCAAUUAAGGCAGCAUUUUUCCAUCUUGCAAAAUUUUAUUUUUUUGUAUAUUUUGGAUCGAUUCAAGUAUCUUCCAACCAAAGUUUUGAUUUCGAUAAGUGAUGGUGUAACAGCCGUAGGGUUCUAAAAAUAGCUUUGUUUACGUGGAAAUUAGGUUUUUCACGGCUUUAUUACAAUAACCCAAUUCAAUUUUUUUGUUAUGCACGAGAGCAACACUUCAAUAUCAUAGCACAUAACGAAAAAGCCAGUUAUAUUUAGGAUAUAAAAUUGAUACCAUGAAUGUGUCAAAAAGGCACUUCCGUCAUUCAAUUUUACUCUUUCACAAAAUAGAUCAAAAAACCUAUAAUUACCUCUCAGCGUUUCACUACUAAUACCUGUAUUAAAAUUGAGUUCGAAUAUCCUAGUUUUCUGUUGUCUUGAGGCAUGCUGAAACAGUUUUAAAAUCUGACCUACACCAUGCCUAUUUCUAUUGUUUUGACGCAGUAUGAGGGUAAAAUCAAUUUUUCGUAUUUUCUCGCGAAAGAAUGCGUUUUUUGCAAAUCAAACUACAACAUCACGAUUCUAAGUAUCAAAGGACUAUCAAAAGGCUGAAGAUGAAUGAAGAAAAUCGAUUUCUGUGCUUGUGCCAAGAUUGAAAUUUUGCUUGAUUUUUAUACACAGUCAUUCUUAAAUAUUAACUAUUUAAAAUCAAAUAAAUUUCAGGUACUACCAUUUGCAAUCAACUGGUCAGUGUCCAAAUUUUUUCAUGAUGUUUACGUUUCAAAACGUUAUGUUAAGUCAGUCACAACGUCACGUUAUUGCCGCGGAAUGUACACGUUUACAUCCAGCUUUGACAUGUUUUGAAUCAAUUUUGAAAUGUUUAAACUGUGGUUUGUCAAAUUGUUCUGAACACCACUCAUUCGUAAAAGAAAAAUUCGAUAAGAAAAUGUUAGUUCAAAUUAAAAUGCUUUACGGUGAAGACUUUUCUCGCUGCAAAGUACAUUCGUUAUUUAAAAGUGAAUUAAGUUGCUUAUAUUUAGCAGAUUUUAAACGCAUAGUACAAAACACAGUUGGCGGAUUUAUGAGCGGUGUUGACAGCCAAACUGCUCGAAUUCAAUACAGAGAUGAUGAAAAAACGUUUGUUACCAUGAUGGAUGAUUCUGAUCUGAAAGAUGCAAUACGAUGCUUGACAGCAGUGCCAAAUACAGAUGGCAUGUUUAGAAUGUGUGUGCGAGUUCACAACAAGGUUACACCUAUUGGAAAGAAUAGAAAUGCUUCUAAAACAAAUACUACCAACGCCAAUGGAAUCAGGUACUGAAAAAUUUACUUCUGAUCGCUUUUAUAAUGAUCCUGAUAAUCAGAAUAAUUGUUCUGAAACAAUCCGUAAACGACGACUUGACUUUUAUAAAGGGAAACAAAUAGACAAAUCAGAACUUUUUAUGAGUAAUACGCAACCAAAAACGAAGCGUACACAUACUGCAAAUACAUCCACAAUCACGAAAGCUCGGCCAACUUGUCAUGAAUUACACGAGCCCGAAACUCUUAUAAACACUCCGAUCCAAAGAUACUUAGCUAAAACUGAACAAAAUAUUGAAGAAAAAGAUCAAAGGAUACAAGAAGUAAUGAUGGCAGAAUUAAAUGUUAAAAGCAGAAUUGAAAGAGCAAAGAGUAAUAACGUGGGACAGGGAAAUCUCUGUAGGAAUUGUCAUAUGCGACUUCGUCAUACUGCGCGAAAUUGUGAAUUUGUUGACAAGUGCACUUCUGUUUUUCAGUGCGGAGUAGAUAAGUUGCACACAGGCGAAGUUAAUUUAAAACAAAUGGCGCGAAACGUAAAAAAGCUAAAAACUGAAAAAGAAAAACUAAUCGAGGAGCUGGAAAACAAAAAAUCAGCCACUGAAAAUUUAAAGGACAAUAUCCUAAAUAAAUUAGAGGACUCGUUACUCAAUGCAGAUCCAGUGUCAUAUAAUAUGGGGGGGGGGUUAAAAACUGGAGUCUUCUUAGGAAACAUGUUUUCGUUCUGCGAAAGUACUGUCAAACUACACUGCAUGGCAGAAUUCCGCCAAAGCAUGAGAUUUUGACUUGUCUCGAAGCUGCCCUAACAUCUAAAGAUUGCACAGGGAUAGAUAUAUCUCUCAAACAAAGUAAGAAAAAAUGUGAAAACCCGGCCAGACCCACAUUAGAAAGGUAUGGAAUACAAUUUCCAACUCGUCACAGGGAAUCUCACGACUCUGAACUUGAAGAUUCUGAUGAAGAAACAUAACUCGCAACAUACACCCGUGUUAGAUCGUGUAGUCCUGAUUUAAACCGUUCGAGAUUGUGCAAUCAAUCUUGGAUUGAUCGAAUUAAGCCUACGAAUGAGAAAGAGGAGAAUGAGCAACUUAGACUUGCUUUGUCUGCUAAUUACGCGGAAAAUGAGUGUCAACAUGAACGCGGUCAGUAUGACAUUGAGUCAAUCUACUACAGUCGCUCAACAUUACCUUGUUCAAAACCAUCUUCUACUUGCAACUCAACAGGAUGCUGGUACUGUGCAGGAAUCAGUCAAUAUUAACGAAGUCACUUGCACUGUAAACGAUGCAGCAGCUGGCCCUACUUUCAUUGCGAAAUUUGGAUAGUGAUACCACUUGAAUGAGCAGUUUUUGAAUGUCAGUUUUAAACAUAUUUUCACUAUUUAUGACACUGUUGUUGCUGACAUUGUCAAUUUGGCAUUGACAAUGCCGACAUUGUGCUUUGUUUAUAUGUAUACUAUACGAGAACAAACUUUAAUAUUUUGUUAAUUGUGAAUAGGCUAGCGGAACAGUGUUGUUGUUGUUGUUGUUGUUGUUGUUGGUAUGUUCCAACUAACUCAGUUGGUUCUAGUAUUAUUAAUACUGUACACAAUGCAGUUAUAUUACUGUAGGGUAAACUGUAAUAUCAAACUGAAUACAGUGACAUGCAGUGUUGUGAUUGUGAUGAAAUAUUUAUUACAGUAAAAAUGUCCUUCGAAAUUUUUCCCGCACCUACAAUAACAGUAUUACAGCAAAUCUUUCGAUAAUUAAUAUACAGUAAACAUCAUUUUUAACAACUAUAAAUCAAGGAAAUAAAUAUGAAGUGUUUUUGAAAAAGCCCACCAUGUCCUCAUGAGAAAUCUUUUCGAUUGUAAGCAUUGCUGAUAAUUUCAUAUUUGCCGACGUUAUUUCUUUAAGUUCGUAAUUCAUAACUGUUCGUAAUUCAUAAUUGAAAGAAUGCUCAAUGGGGUUUAGGUCAGGAGAAAAAACCGGAGUAUAUAGCAAUUCAACGCUCAUUUCUUGCAAGUAUUCCUCGAGUACUUCCCCACUUUCGUAAUGAUGAACCGAUAAGUUGUCCAUCACUAGAAUGUCGCCUAUUUCGAGAGCUGGAUGCAACGUUUGUAAAUUAACAGCAUUCGAAGCUUUUCCAAAAAAAAUUUAAAAUUCGUAAGUAUUUGAGGCCCCGUCAAUGAUAUCAUAAUACUCAGCGCCGUUCAAUGAGACAAUCAUGUUGAUUGUUGCGUUUGGCGAUUCACAUUUUUUCACAACUUCAACACACCACUCUCCUUUUGGUGCAUGUCCAUAUAAACGCAUGCUAACGUUUGGAUAUUUAACACCUGCUUCGUCAAAAAACUUUAAACUGUUCGGAUUCUUCGAGCUUAGGUAAUCCAUAAAUAUUUGCGUAUACAAUAAAUUGUUAUAAGCAAACCAUUGUGAAGUCGACAUGGGUUAUUUUCUUACACGUAUAUGUUUUGCCAGAUUCCAUUCUAGAUUUCAAUGUGUGUGAUAUUGACGAGAUCGAGAUGUCUCCUUGUGUAUUCCCUAGUUCUUCCAUAGUAGAAUAAAUUUCUUUGAGUGAAACAGAUCCCUUAUAUUUUUUCAUUAAUUCGAUAAGCUCUAGAUCUUCGGACUUCAGUUUGCUAUGUCUGUCCACUCCAGAUUUUUUCCCUUCCAAUGUAUAGUGAUUACAAUACUGCAACCAUACUUUUUUACCGUUUUUAAUGAUACUUUUAUAGCGUUAGAAACAGCGGUGUAUGAACCUACAGGAACGAAUUGUGUUAAUCUGUCUCCACCGCGACGGUAAAGUUCGUCGAUUAUCAAGGAUUUCAUGUCCCUUGACAACCCUACACCUUGUCUGUAAGAACGACCUUGGCUAUUGACUUGCAUUUCCGUAAAGUGUAAGGGUUUUUUGAUUUCAAAGUGAAUUAAAUAACAAGGCAACAACCUGGCGUAAUGGGCGUGUAAACAUUUCAAAAUUGAUUCAAAACAUGUCAAAACCGGAUGUAAACGUUUACAUUCCGCGGCAAUAACGUGACGUUGUUGAAACAUUGGACACUGACCAGUUGAUUGCAAAUGGUAGUAUAAAGAUGAGUAAAAUUACCAUUGAAGAUCUCAAAGGGACAACUGCCCCACAAUUAACCGGAGUAUCAGGCCCUCUGUAUUGAAAGAGGGCCUGACACAAUUCGCCUUUAAGCCAUGUUCAACAUCCAGAAUCUGGAUGUUAUGCUGAUUGGCUAAGAGACGAUAAAACGCAUCAUGUGAUUCAAACCGGAAAUAUAUGACCGGCGUAUGUAAACACCAAAAAUAGAAUUUGUAAUUUUGUCAAUAUACUGUUAAAAGUGCUUUAUUUCUGAAAUUUAUUUUCAAUUAAUUAAGCCUAAAAAUGACAAAAUAAGUACGAAAAGACGUUGAAAACGCUUUUGCAGCAACAUUUUACUCGGUAUAAAACUACAUAGUCAUAGUAGAAAGCGUGUCUAAAUAUCUCGCCGUAAUAGUCGCCGUAGAACGAAAAUAUGUGGAUGUCGGAAAUUUUCAAUUAUUUAGUUCCAAAAAGCUGAAGCCUUAUUUAUCAGUUUAUUGCCGAGCUGUUUUCCAAGACCUGCAAGGAUAUAGUAGUCAGCUCGCUCGAACUAAUAUACCAACAUCAGGCAGAAAUUGAAGACAAUAGCAGCUGUGUCAGACGCAGUUGAAGCGAAUAGCUGUCUAGGAAGAAGAAAUCCUAUUCAGAGCGCCGAAUGUUGUCUCUUUAGACUCCUGGAAAAAGCCACCGAGCUAUGGUUCCCCGAAUGAGGCAUAGUUUACACUUAGAAUUCCAUCAUGUGGAUAUUUCGACAAAAACAUACCCAUAAAUUUGAAUAAAUACGGAUUUAUUCAAAUUUAUACAAAACUGCAAAUAACGAAAUUUGCGUAUUUACAUACCUGUAGCGGACAACCGGAAAUAUGCUACAACCGGAAAUAAUUUUAAUUGGCUGAUAUUCUGGGGGUGGAAAGCCCGUAGAGGCGAAUUGUGUCAGGCUCUCUUCAAUACAGAGGGCCUGAUACUCAGGUUACCCCACAAUCACCAAAAAAAUACUCAUAAACCUAACCUGUGCUAUUCUGACUAAAAGUCCAAUACAACCAACAAGAAAUGGAUCAAUGUUCUCAAUGAACUUGUGUGAUCAAGAUCCAUCUUCAACAGUACAAGCUGUGUGUUUUGACAAGAAUAUGUUUGACAAAUUUGAAGCAAAUGGAACAUAUGACUUUCAACAAUUCAAAGUCAAAAAGGGAUAUGGUUCUACCAACACUGUUGAAAUACUAAUUGAGCAGUCUACAUUGGUAAAAAAGCAGCUUCCCAGAUCAAACUCAAAGAGUGUUGUUUUACGAUUUCUCAGAUUUUGAGAGGGGACACAUGUCAUAUCAGAUUCAUCAACCUCAAAGCUAAGGUUACUCGGGUAGAAGAUGUCCAAUCUGUUGGUUCAUAUCCCGACCAAAAGAGAUGUACAUGUAGCUGAUUUCACAGGCAGUGGUGAAGCCGGCGGUCAUGCAGUGCAUGACUAAAAAUUUCCCCAAAAAUGUUUAAAAAUCAGUCCAGUAUAAUUGUUUACAAUAGAUUACACUUUAUCUUUGCACUUCUACGACUAAAUAUUUUAUUUAUUAUUUUGCUUACCCAAAUCAGUGGUCUUUAGGCGAUAUUUUCGCUAAAUAUUCUUGUAUGUUAUUGACUUUGGCUUUGUUACCUUGGCAACUGAGCGGUCCUGCAUAUUUUCACAUGCAUGACUGGUUGCAUAAGCACGUAGAAAAUGAUUGUGUGUUUUGGUCGUGCAUUUUCAGAAUUUCAUGACUAGCUAUAUUAUUUUACAUUAGCUUACAACGCUUACAUUACUUACAUUGGCUUACAACGUUCGCGCACAUGCAAUGUGGCUGUUUUUGACGCCUUGGUCAUGCAAUUUUCGAUUUGCAUGACUAAAUGGGCAACACAAUCUGAUCACAGCCUCUUAGCUCGAAGCUUUCAGCCUGAAUGAACACGUCUUCAGGUCAUUCAAGCAUGUCUACUUCUUCUUUACUCUAAGUAGUCUCAAAGCUAACGAUAUUGUUUGGGAAUUGGUGAAAAAAAAAUUUUCUGCUCAGCAGAAUAUUAUUGUGUAUAAGCAGAGACCAACGCCAGAUCUUUCGACAUGGCCAAUCGGGAAAAGUUUUGAAAUGUCGUAUUCAAAGAAAGAAUGGCUUAGGCUAAAUAAGCUAUUUGUAUUUAAUUAUUGUUAUAUUGUCUUGAAUAUUUAAGCCUUCAACCCGAGCAUAGGCGUAUAAAGCAUCAAGCGCUAUAUACUGUAUGAAAUACAAUGUCAAUGUCGAGGUGGUCGAGGUCAAUAUUAAUGUAGUAAACAAUGUAGUUCUAUAAAUAGCGCUGCAAAGUUCGUGAUUUAGCAACAUAUUUGAUAUAUACUUGUUUGUGAAACAAACAAAAAAAUUUCAGUAUAUAUUGUUAAAUUGUAUUUACCAUUUGGUACAUACUCCCUGUAAACUGACAGUAAAAUUUCAACUCAAACAUCUAAUAAUGCCUAAUUCCGGCUUUCUGUAUCUAAAAAUAAUAUUGUAAUAAAUUGGCCUAAUGCGUAAUGCGUUAUAUUUUCCAAGUCUGCAUAUUAUACCUAUAUUCUAGCUUAUACUGACUGUAUUAGCAGCUGUUUGUCAUUAUGUUUCGUUAGUAUAUGUGGAUAAAAUUUCUCUAGUUCUGGUAAUGUAAACAAACUCUUCAGACUUCACUUUGGAAUACUAGAAGGGGGUAGCAUACCAAAGUAAUCAAUUAAAAAUUAUGUAGUCUAUACAGACUAUGAUAAUACAGAACAUCUAUGCAUAUAAUAUUUUCUGAUCGAAAAGAAAUACAUAACUGCCAGUAUGACUAUAAUUAGAGCGGAACUGCAGACCACAGAUUUCCUAUUUUUGUGUCGCUCUGCAUUAUUGUUAUCUGAAAUAUGCCAAAAUAUCAACAUAUUUUCCUUCAUUAGGUCAAUCUAUUUCUCGGAGUUUGGGGGGGGGGGCAUGCCCCUGAACCCCGCUAGGGAGUCUCGCACCUUCGGCGCUCAUUUGCAUUACCACUCACACGACGCUGGCUUCACGACUGUCCACAGGUAAGUCUCAUGCAUGCUUGACCAGGGAUAUGAGAUUGGAAUUUCACGAGCAACAUAGCCUAUCACACAGCUAUAUAGCCUACAGUAACAAAAAUAGUAUACAGCAUCUUAUUUUUUAAAUUUUUGUUGCAUGCCAUAUACGGCAUGCAACUUUCAUAUAGCUCUAAAUUUUGUGUCGUGGUUGGUGAGUGAGCGGUGAGCGUACCAGUCACGUGGCAGGUUCGUAAAAUACGACAAAUACGUCGAGUUUUUCCGACAAGCACUUUCAUAAUUCAUACCGGGUUUUCGUCGAGGAAAUGCAAAGAAAUAUCAAUUAUUCGCCGAAAAUGUACAUAAUUGAGCGCCUUAGAAAAAUAAAUCGAGGUAGGUAAAGCUUUGUUGUUUUUAACUUGCCGUAUAUUCUGUUAUUUGUUGUGAUUUUGGGGUGCUCGCGCGCACUGAUUAUUGAUCAAUUAUCAGGCUUUUAUUUAUGUAUCGCGAAAGCCUCAAAGCCAUAUGCUCAAAGCCCACGCUAUCAAAAUACUCGAUUUUUACAUACUCAAACUGAAAGGAGCCAUUGUGCUCGCACUAUUUAUAUUCUGUGCAAAGCUUUAAAACUACAGCACAUUUUGAAAUAUAAAUAUCAAACAAAAUUUGAAUUAAAAUAGUAAUACUAUUGAAAUUUAAUACAACGAAAUAGCAACCAUUGUGAAGUACGCAUAAGAUUCAACAUGACAUUCAACAUGACAUUCGAUAUACCGUAAACCUCCAACUAUAAGCCCUGGGCUAAUAUAUUUUCGUCAGCGAUUUUUGAUGAGCUUAUACAAGGGGGAGGGCUUAUAUAUGGGGGGGGGAGGCUUAUACAAGGACGAUCUUUUGUGUUAGUAACUAAUAAAUCAGACGUAAACAAGUUAGUCAUAAACAGGAAAAUAAACGUGUAUUAAUUAUAACUCGCUUUGAUUAACAUAGUAAGAUAUAAAGACAAUGACAAUGUUUUUAAAUAUCAUUCUCUGAUAUAAAAGGCAAUGUCAAUGUUGAAUAAUGUAGUGGGCUACUGGGCUUAUAUUCGGGGGGGGGGCUUAUAUUUGGGUCUGCUUGUAUUCGGGAGGGGCUAAUAUUCUGAGGUUUACAGUAGUGUAAAUUAACUCAUUUCAAUCACUCCAAUUCCAAAAUGAAAAAUACAGCCAUUUCUUCUCUCCCAAAUGAAUUAGAAAAAAACGUAAGGUCAUAUUAACGAACUAGUACCUUUAUUCUUUUUCAGCUUCGACAAUUUCAAUCAUAGCUUAAUAAGCAUUUUCAAUCUAUUAUAGUAAUUCACCGUUUCCACUGGUUUUUUAAACCUUUAAAAAAUUACAAUAAAGCUAAAUCUAUAGCAGUAUUGGAAAAAACGUUAUUUAAUUAUACUAUUUGUAAAGGAAAUCUAACAGUCAAUUGCUUUUGAUAAAACCUUGACCCACCUUGACCUUGUUAUUACCGUCGCUCGCAACUAAACAUUAACAGUCACUGAUAAAAACAUUGCCUAUUCGUGUGAGAAUCUUAAGUUUUCUUAUUUUGACAUAAUAGCUAUUUUUCAAUAAAUAUAUCGAUAUUAAACUUAUUGAAUCAAUAUUUUAAGUUUCACACCAGUUGUACCAGAGGUUAUAAGCGCUAUAGCGCAUCAUAAGUUUCAGAUGGCAUGCAACAUGUACGCAUUGCGUACCUAUUUUUAGUGUUUGUAAGCAAAGCAUAGAUCUCCACAAUGAUACAAAACUGAAGUUGGGACAUCUGGUCUCCAUCUUUCAGAAAUGGAGCUAAAAUUUCAUGCAAACUUGAAAAUGACAGAACUUUUGACUGGACAUAUUUUGAUAAAACAAACACCAGAACAUUUCAAAUAAAUCAGAUCUAAAAACUAGUAUAUUUAUAGUAAGUCCCUUUACCCUUGUUGAUUUUAAAAUUUUCACUGUUUUCCCUACUGUGCAGGUCAUAUUGAUCUUGUACUGUGGGGAGGUGAUGUUCUUGGCUUACAAAACGCAGUUUUGUCAGAAUGCAACAACCAUCUUACUAUUACUACAACGUUAGAGACCAUCAUUAGCAAGCUAAGUGAAGAAAUGACAGUUUCUGCUGCACCACCAAAAUCAUCACAAAAAUCCAAUGUGAUCUGCAUGGAGACAUCUAUUUUGGCAAUCAAAGAUUUCAGCUGCAAUUUCAAGUGUGUUGGAUGUUGCAUGGAUAUUGACUCAAAUUCUACCGUUGGCCCAAUGCUAAAGUGUCCAACAUGUUCAACCCUUUCUCUCAAAAGAUCUGCUCAGCUGUAUAAUAAUUGCAUGUUACUGUUACCAAACAACAAACGGUUUUCUGCCAAUACACAAGUAAGUUAGUUAAACUGUUUGAUAACAUUAAUGGUCAGUAAAGAAUGUAAUUAAUAGCACAAUACUGUAGUUCAUGUACCACACAAAACAUUCACUGACAGAUAAAAAUGUUCUAUAAGUUUGUGAAAAUAUAUAUCUCAUACCAUAUGGGUAUAGUGUAAAUCUAAAUAAUUGUAUUCCAAUCUUUUCAUUUUUGCAGGUAAUUCAGCUUUCAUUUGACUGGGAAGCUCCAAAAAAAGAACCAACUGAGCAGGAGAUUUUCUGUGAGAGUGGAUAUGGAUAG